AUGUUCGUUCGGAGCGCAUGGCUUGCCAUUGUGUUGACAACGACUUUGGUCGUGAGUCCGAUGGCGUGGAGUUUGCCGCCGCACCAACUUCGACGGCUGUGUGAUCAAGAAAUCUACCAGCGCCUGCUCACUGAACAAGCAGCGAUGGCAGACAACAAAACGGUCUGCGAAGAACAGCUCCGCGACAGCUUCUUGUCCGAGUACAUGAUGAAGCUGCCGGCUUUUGGAGGCUUCCGAACUCGUGUCAACGCCAACCUCUUCGAUCUGUACCCGGCCAUCGCGAACUCGAAAUGUGAUCUCGGGACGCUCGCGUCACUGGUGAGUGGCGACUCAAACGACUCGGCUGCAUUCAUGGGAGUGAUGGGCGCGCUGUUGGGCGGUGUGACUGGCGCGAACAACACGGCGGAUCUACCGACAGCACUGUCCUCGUGGAGCACCAACAGCAGUACACUGCAGGGCUUCUGUAACAUCAUGAACGACCAAGCCGGACCGUGCAUUGAGGCGCUAGUUCCGGCGCUUGUUUCGCUUUUGGAGAGCGAUGCAAUGUGUUGCCAUGAAUUGAACGGGUACCUGGAAGUCCUGAAGCUGCUCGUCCCAACGGGCCAAACGCUGGAGCAAACAAUCUUCGGCCUCGUCAAUGGUCUUCACAAAACCAUGUGCACCACCACCAACUCGAACGGAGAGUUGUGUUCAGCCUCUAUGAGCUCGUACCUGUCCGAUGUCGUUACCGUCAACGAUUCACUACUCGGGACCAUCAUUUUCAAGGCGGGUGUGCCGCUCUACGCUGCUGCUGAGAGCGAUAUCUGUUCGUCGCUGGAGACCCCCAGUCUGGCCAGUGGUCUGGCCAACAGUGCGAGCAUUCCUUAUUACGCGGCUUCGUGCUGCGCUUCGAGCCUGUCGUCGCUUCUGCAAAGCUUGGACUCCGUGGUGACGCACUUGUCGGGCAAUUCCAUGACCGUGCUCUUCGACCUCAUUACGGGCCGUCAAAAAGCCGCGUCGCGAUUCUCGACAGUCUACCCCGCCAUUCAGGAGUGCAGCUUUUGUAGCGUGUGCACCAAGCCAAACUUCACGCUGUCGGCCUCCAACAGGUCGAAUGCUGCGUUGCCAUUCAGUAAGGAAGCUGUUGAGAGCAAGACGCGCUCCCCGAAGCUCCUUGACCCGCGUGUGCGACAGCGACGGCGUCUGCAGCGAGGCCCGCGGCUACGGAACCGCGACCAACUCUUCAAUGCGGUGCUUAACGCCUCCAACGCCGACUCGAACAUGCGCACCAGCAACCAGUUCUUGAGUCUGACGGACCAGCUGAACCUGGGAGCGAGGUUCCUGGAAUUGGACGCACACUACUUCGCUUCGUCGCUGCGUGAAGGCCACUGCUCCAAGGUGGCGGUCUUGUUCGUCAAGAACCUGUCCGCCAGCAUGGUGGCUUCGUUGAAAUCCGCUCUGGAUGCCAGUGGAGAAGACAGCACUGUCGAGUGGGAGUCGUCCCUUGUUGGUUGUCUGCCUUCGCUAAGCGGUAUCCGUGCGGAGGAGCAGCGUCUGCACAACGAGUCGCUCGUCGAGGUGGCCUCGUGGCUGGCAAGGAACCCCGACGACCUGGUCGUCAUCUACGUGGAAAUCGGAGAUGAAGUGAAAACCUUUUCGAAGAUGAACGCACUCGUGACGCUCUACGCGGAAACAUUCGGGGAUCUUGUCUUCACUCCGUCAGAUCUUGAGAUCGCCGGUGGCGACUGGAACGGAUUCAAGCUAAGGGACCUCAUCGCUCAGGGCAAGCGCCUCAUCCUGGUGACUGAGCCUGAGGCGAACGACCAAAUGUUCUUCAUGCGCGAGAGCGAGUUGCACUACGCCACUCUCAACGCUGGCGGUUUGUCCGGCGGCACCAAGAACGUAGACACAGCCACGGAAUCGGGCAACGUGAACGCUUCGAGUCUCCCGGUUUUCGUCGACGCCGGAGUGAACAUCUUGGCCCCUGACGGACUGGACGGUGCGACGAUGGCCGCGAUGGUCUGGACGUGGGCGGAGAAUGAGCCCAUUGUUGGUGCGACGGCCGUGGCGCUGUCGGGUGUUGAUGGUCGCUGGCACGGCGUGGUCGACUCGACCGCCAUCUCUCACGUGGCCUGCGUGAGCAGCAGUAACCGAAUGGACUGGAAGGUGGUUGACCAGGGCUCGUCUUGCCCCAGCGGAUACGUUAUCGGUGCCCCUCGACUUGCGGUGGAAAACGUGGCGCUACUGACAGUGCUGCGGGCGGAGGGAGGCAAUGCGGCGGCUCAGUUGGACGUGGAUCUCGCCAGCUUCUCGGCUGGAAUAGCAGCCCAAUCAUCGCCGUUAGCGUUAGCGUGA
Messenger RNA from Phytophthora sojae, 2334 nucleotides. RefSeq lists its product as hypothetical. Gene Ontology annotation, biological process: lipid metabolic process. Gene Ontology annotation, molecular function: phosphoric diester hydrolase activity. NCBI's taxonomy places the organism in Eukaryota, Oomycota, Peronosporomycetes, Peronosporales, Peronosporaceae. The coding region runs from base 1 to 2334 and encodes 777 amino acids. The transcript is spliced from 4 exons. The record is from RefSeq and is a predicted model, not a curated record.